This is a messenger RNA of Temnothorax curvispinosus, 1803 nucleotides long. RefSeq lists its product as uncharacterized. Gene Ontology annotation, biological process: proteolysis. The transcript has a single exon. Lineage: Eukaryota; Metazoa; Arthropoda; Insecta; Hymenoptera; Formicidae. The record is from RefSeq and is a predicted model, not a curated record. Bases 1 to 1803 code for a protein of 600 amino acids. Gene Ontology annotation, molecular function: aspartic-type endopeptidase activity.
AUGAAUGAGAUUCCUGCAUCGACAAGUAAAGGCGAACAGAACGCUGUUACCACGUCGAAUUUGACCUCCACUCAGGAGGAACGGUCAAAUAAAGGAGUAGUUUCUAGUAAUAAUUUCUCGAAUACGACAGUCAACACUACAUUAAUGCCUACCGCGUCCGUUCUACUCAAGAAUAAAUCCAGACGAUCCGUACGCAUUAGGGCUUUACUUGACCAAGGAUCACAAGCCUCUUUUGUAACCGAGUCGGUCGUACAACUUCUUGGCGCGGAGCGAAAACGCGUAUCGAUUCAGGUUUCCGGUAUAGGGGGAUCUAAGGCCGGGAGUAGUAAAAGCAUUGCCUCCUUUACAGUGGAGCCGUGUUCUCAGGGAGGUCCUGUCCUACCUUUCAAAGCUUUCGUUUUGCCGAAAGUAACUAAUUAUUUACCUCAACUUACUAUGAUGGAUGAAAUGUGCCGGUACCUGAGCUCUUUAGACCUUGCAGAUUCGGAACUCUCUAAUCAACAGGGUAUCGAUCUGCUUAUAGGAACCGAUUAUUAUGGAGCCGUACUGCGUGACGGGUUAAUCCACGGUCCUUCAGGGGGUCCCAUAGCGCAACUCACCAUCUUCGGCUGGGUUGUAUCAGGGCCAAUCCAAAAUACCUCGCAAACUCUUAAUAACUAUCGCAUAAAUGUUAAUCAUGGCGUCGCUUUAGACUCUUUAGAUGAAUCACUACGUAGUUUUUGGGAACUUGAAGAGGUUCCUUGCGGCAACUUGCUCUCGGAGGAGGACAUUCGGUGUGAGGCACAUUUCGCCAACACACACUCUCGCCUGCCCGACGGACGAUGCGUCCGAUUACCCUUUAAAACAGGCCCUCCAAUUCCCAUUGGUGACACCGAACAGGUAGCCAAACGUAUCUUCAUCUCUAAUGAAGUUAGAGUAUCCCGACAGCUUGACCUAGCUAAGGCUUAUCGCGACUUCAUGAGAGAAUACGAAGACCUUAAUCACAUGAAGAAAGCGCCUUCUUCCGAGACUACCAGACAGAGAGUGUAUUUUCCUCAUCAUGCCACAAUUAAAGAAACUAGCCAAACGACGAAGGUUCGCGUCGUAUUUAAUGCCUCUAAAUGUUCUUCGAAUACUACGUCACUAAAUGACUUUCUAAUGGUCGGCCCUAAAUUACAAGCCAAUCUCUUUGCGGUAAUCUUGAGGUGGCGGAGCCACAGAUAUGUCUACACUACAGACAUCGAAAAGAUGUUUCAUCAAAUUCGUGUUCAUCCCGAAGAUGUCGAAUAUCAGUGUAUCUUCAGGCGAGCUCAUCCCAAUGCAGAACUGAUUGCGUAUUGGUUACUAACGGUGACCUACGGGACUGGUCCGGCCCCUUUUCUAGCCAACCGCUCCGUGAAACAGCUUGCAAAGGAUGAAGGGGAGAAGUUUCCUCUAGCCAUCCCUAUUCUCGAGGAGGAGACAUAUGUAGAUGACAUUAUGUUUGGCGCUAAGGAUCUCAUUCUUCUUAAACAAACGCGUGAUCAGCUAAUUCAGCUCCUCAAGGCGGGUGGUUUUCGUCCGUAUAAAUGGGCUAGUAAUGACCCUCGCUUAUUGCAGGAUAUACCUGAAGCCGACCACGGAUUGGCUGUCGACAAACAUUUAGGUGACGAUUCAAGCUUACGAGUACUAGGUAUUGUGUGGAAUCCUAACACGGACUCAUUCCAGGUCCACACGCAUCUCACUACGGACUUGCAAUUUACCAAGCGUUCAUUCCUCUCCCUACUGUCUCGAGUCUUUGAUCCUCUCCAUUGUACGACGACCCCGAGAGUUUUGACACGUUAA